Messenger RNA from Linum tenue, 1803 nucleotides. Lineage: Eukaryota; Viridiplantae; Streptophyta; Magnoliopsida; Malpighiales; Linaceae. The record is from the annotation of a GenBank genome assembly.
AUGCCUUCGAGAGAGAAAGUAACGGUUGAUUUGGCGGCGAGGGUGGUCGGGAAUUGGAAGGAGACCUACGUAUGGAUUCCCAUACUGGGGGCUUUCGCCGUCGUCGCCCUCGCUUUCUCCACCGGCGCCAACAACAUCCCAGCUCCGCUUUCUACGGUGGUGGGAUCGGGAGCGCUGCCUCUUUUCAAGGCGACCAUCGCCGCUUUCUUUAUCUAUCUCCCUGGAGCCGCCUUGUCUGGCAGCAACCCAAUUAACUCUCUGUUUUCCCAACAAUUUGUGCAAGACAAUCAGCCAAACGAGGCCUUCUUGAUGUGGAGCAUGACAGUCGUCCUCAUCACAGCAGCAAUAUGGAUGGCGAUGGCGACGUACUUCGAGCUGCCAGUGUCGUCGCAGCAAUCGAUGCAGGAUGCUCUGUUCGGAACCAUUAUCGGGGUGCAGGGCUUUCGAUACAUACCUAUAUGGCACAAGAACGAAUACCACAGGUUCAAUGUUGUGGGAAUGGCGUGGAUGAUUGUGCAAUGGACCGUCGCCCCUGUCGUCGCCUGCGUUUGUGCCUUCUGCCUCUUUACCCUGUUGAAGAAAUUGGUGCUUAGACAUGAGAAAGGAGACGAGAGGAUUUUGGUUUUCCUCCCAAUUGGGUAUGGAAUUGCUGCAGGAUUGCUCUGCCAAUUCGCCGUCUUUGAGGUACUCAGAGACCAUCUUCUGCUCAACAAAUGGGUCGCCAUAGGUGUUGUAGCCCUUGCCACACUCAUAGGAGUUCUAUUGUCACUUGUAUUGGCGGUACCUUUGGCUAGAAGAAGGUUGCAGAUAAUCAAGGACACUCGUGGUGAAUUCGACGUAAAAGACACGACGUUGAAUCUCAAUGAACUUCAUAAAAUUGAAAUCCACAACCUACCGACAUCAAGAGAAGCAGGUGAAGCGAAAGAGGACGACGAGAAGCAAGAAGUGGAUGUGGAAGACAUGUUAAAGGACUUCAUGCAGAUGAGGACUCUUGAGACUGUGUACGAGGAGGAAGAACGAAGCAUUGCUUUCUCCGUCGAUUCGACCCAACAAGACAACGACAACCCAAGCCAGCAAUCCGCACUCAUCACUUCCUUCAAACAAUUGUUGGAAUGCAAGUCCGAGCAGUUCGAACGCAAGACGAGUUUUCAAAUCAUAAAAGAGACGGCGUUGAAUAACAGUGGGUGGAGGCUGAUUAAGGAGAGCGCCAAAUCCGUCAUCUGCCCGGCAGUGGAGUACGACAGGCCGACGCUGAUUCGACAUGCAUUGGCGGAGAAGUACGACGAGCUGGAAGACUUGUUCUGGCUACUCCACCUUGUUGCUUCAUGUAUCUUCGCGCUGAUCCAAUCGUCGACGGAGAUCGGGGCGCUCGCCGGUCCAUACGGGGCCAUCAUUGACGUGGGGAUGGCGAAUAACAUGACGUGGUGGUGCAGAGUGAUGGGAGGGUUGGUGGCGUCGAUGGGGUUCUUCUUCUGCGGGUGGCGGCUGACGCAAGUGCUGGGGCUGAAAGUGACCUACAUGAGCAACGCCAGAGGGAUGACGACGCAGCUGUCGGCGGCGGCGGCGGUGCUCAUCGUGACGAGGCUCAGUUUGCCGGCGUCCUGCGUGCACGCAUUCGUGGGGUCGUCGGUGGGAGUAGGGAUCGCCGACAAUCGCCGGAAUGUGAACUGGAGACUUGUGGGGAAGUUGGUGGGAGGAUGGGCGCUGACGACGCUGUUCUGCAGUGGGUUGGGGUAUGUGAUCUUCUCUGCUUCAAUUCACUCGCCAAGCUACGUUGUGCCAGAAACGAUCAUCAUUAAUUGA